Messenger RNA from Sitodiplosis mosellana (orange wheat blossom midge), 2853 nucleotides. Its product is annotated as hepatoma-derived growth factor-related protein 2-like. Gene Ontology annotation, biological process: regulation of transcription by RNA polymerase II. Gene Ontology annotation, molecular function: transcription coregulator activity; double-stranded DNA binding. Bases 1042 to 2391 code for a protein of 449 amino acids. Lineage: Eukaryota; Metazoa; Arthropoda; Insecta; Diptera; Cecidomyiidae. The record is from RefSeq and is a predicted model, not a curated record. The transcript has 10 exons. Gene Ontology annotation, cellular component: nucleus.
AAAGUCUGAAGAUCCUCUGAUUUACUUGGGUUCAAUGAGCAUAUCACAUUGAAUUUUGUUAACGGCAACAGUCAUUUAUAACAGUUCAUGUGUUUUCAUUUGGAUAUUUAAUGCAGGAAAAGCAGUUUGUAAACAAUUUAACAAUCGGUCAUGAAUCGGAUCUUUUUGAUGUGACAAUUGUUUUGUAAAACGAAUUUAAUGGCAUCUGACAAAAUGUUGGUCAAUGACAAUGAACAAAAUAAAUAUGUAUUUCUUCGCUGAACAGUUUUUAAUUAUUUUUUUUUUCGAAUCAAUUUAAACUCGAAAAUUAUUAUUGAACCCAACGCACAUAGUCAACAUACGUAAAUACGGUGUUGACUGCUGUCAAACCGCUGUAUUUCGUUUCAACGUGUGGACCACUUCGACUGAGCCUUUGCAUCAUUGUCACAAAUGUCACACACACCAACACAUCACUGCGUACGUUCUAUUUGUUAUUCGAUGCAUUGGUGUGAUAGCGCGUUUUUUGUGUCUACCGAUAUUCAGAAAAGUCACUGCGAAUUUAAAAGAAAUUCUUCUGAUUUUAUCUGCCGAAAUCUUGACACAACACAAUUCAAACGCUGGUGAUUUUUGUGUGUGAUAAACGGAAAUUGCUUCGAAUCGAAUUGAAAAUAGUUGUGCAUCGCAAUUCAAUUGCUUUUUGAUUGUGUCAUAUGCCAGAGCUGACAUCUGGAAUCAUUACCGCACACACAUAUACACAACAGACGAUCGUGCCGCUUUUUUUUGCUCUCUACAUAUUCAAUUUAUGCAUUUUAUUUCGUCAGUGUAUUCGGUAAAGUGUUUUUUUCUCUCGCUCGCCUCGUCUUCAAAUGAAGUAGAAACUUAGCAAAUCACACCAUUCGGUACAAAAAAACACAGUUCUUUUUUUUUGUCGGUGCGCUUCUUUUGGUCGUAUUACCGAAACAGCUUUAACCAAUUUUUUUUUUGUUGGUUAGAAAUUUGUGCGUUGUCGGUGCUUGAUUGUGAAAAAACGAUUGUGAAAAGAAAAAAAAAACGACGUGCAACAUGGGCAAAAAGGACUCAUUCAAUGUUGGCGAUUUGGUGUUUGCCAAAGUCAAAGGAUACCCGGCUUGGCCAGCUAAAAUCGUCGAUAUUACAAAAUCCAAAAAGUACAGUGUUUACUUCUAUGGAACUGGAGAGACUGGUAAUGUUCAAGCUAAAGACGUGUCAUUGUAUGAAAAAACCAAACAAAAACUCGCCACCAGCAGUUCGAUGAAGAAACAGGAUUUCAAAGCGGCCAUUGAUCAGAUUGAAGAUGCGUUGCGUGGCAAUGACCCAGCACCAAAUUCAUACGAGAUUCCAUUGGAUAAAUCGAAUGCAACAUUUGACAACACAUUGAACAGCACACUCGACACGACCGGAUUCGGUGGAAACAGUACAAAGAUUGAUGAAUCACAGAUUGAAGAUGACAAUGAUGAAGGCGAAGCUGAAGAGGCUGAGGCCGAGCCCGAGCCCGAUCCUGUCGAACAAGAACCAGAACCAGAACCGGAACAAGAGCCUGAAUCAGAUGAUAAAGAUGAAGGCGUUGACACUGCCAAUGACAACGAAGUUGCAUCCGAAGCGGUUGAGGAAGUUGCAGUCCCAGUAAAACCAGAAACAGUCAAACCAGAGCCAGUUGCUAAGCCAGAGCCAGAAUUGAAUGUUACACCUGUUGUUGCCAAGGAAACGCCCAAAGCUGAGCCCAAAUCUGAGGCCAAAUCAAGUCGAAGCGGUCGUGUGAUCAAGAAAACAAAGUACCUCCAUGACGAAUUCGAAGAAUCGCCACAAGUUCCGGUUAAACGAAAACGGCCAUCAGAAAGCCAGACACCCAUUGCAAAAAUUCAGCGAAAGGCCGACGAAAUCAGCACAUCAGCUGAAAGCCAAGAUGGCGAGAUCAAAGUAUCACAAAUUAUCAUGAACGAAGUGAAUCUAUUGCAAUAUGAUGUGGAUAUCAAGUCAAGUUUGCAGUUAUCAUCGGCCGAUACAAGCCGAUGCAUUUCCGUAUUGGAAAAGUACAAGAAUUUGGAGGUGACCGCAUUAAUGCUCAAGAAAAAUCCACAAGUGGCCGAAACGAUUAAGCGUUUGCGUCGAUAUGUAGGCAAUACAAAAGAGUGGAACUUCACCGAUGAACAGCGUAUCGAAUUCAAUGAUAAAGCCACGAAAAUUCGCAAAUUGGCUGAAAUCAUCUACAAAAAUUUCAAAAAACUCUUUUCGUUCCCGCCUCAUUUGUCGUUCUGGCAAGGGUUUACCGAUGAAGUGCAAAGUUUCAAGGAACAAACCAAAUCGCUCACUCAUGAAGAAUUGAUUACAUUGACGGAGGACGUUCAGCCAGCGGUGAAUCAGAGCAUCGAAGUGAAGAACAGUAUUAGAGUUUAAAUUGUUUGCUGCUGGAAAGCGAGAUCUUCCAGGCGUAAUAUAAUGAAGUGAAUUCCUGAAACAAUGCGUUUUGCCAAUGGAUCGUGAUUGAAGUUGAAGAAAGUAACAUAGCACUUAGCGCCGAAACACUUACCUAAUUAAGAAUUAAAGUUUAUGAAAACAGCAGUAACAAUUUCAUCAAUAUAUAUAUAUGAAUGGACUUAUGUAAUAUUUACCUAUCUCUCUCACACCACAAGCCACAAAUAAAUACACACACAUACACACACAAACGACAUGUAGGUUUAGUAGCUCGAGCGCAUUCGUUCGUUCCAAUAAGGAAUAUUUCAUUAUUUCCUUCAUUUUACAAAUGAUCAGCAUGAAUAUCGAUAACAUGUUCAACCAACAUUAGAGAAGAAAAAAACAACACGUUCAACAAAAUAUGUAUAUGAAAUCAAAAAAAAAAAAAAAAACACAAGUCAAAUC